UGAAGACUUGUCUUUUUUUUUUAACUCUCGAUGAUUUACGGUCAACUGAGCGGUGGCAGCCGGAGGAGCAGGUGAAGAAGAGAUUCAAAAAGCGGGAUCAACAUCCACCAACUCAGCGGGGAAGUCUUCACAAAGGUGUUGGCAGGAUCGCAGAGCAACUUGUCCAAACUAAAUUCUGGUCUUUACAAGUAGCCAUGGCUGCCAACAACACCCCUCACGGCUGUGGCCCCAAUGUGGACUCCCUCUAUUACAACUUGUGUGACCUUGAUGCUGUGUGGGGCAUCGUGCUGGAGGCCUUUGCGUCGGCUGGAAUCGUCUCCUCCAUUGUGCUUUUCAUGGCGCUUCUGGCCAGCAUACCCUUUACGCAAGACAAGAACCGCAAGAGCUCGGUGGGCCUCCACGCCUGGUUCCUGUUCUUCACGAUGGGUCUCUUCUGCCUGACGUUCGCCUUCAUUGUCGGAAAGGAUUUCUCCACCUGUGCCUCCCGGAGGUUCCUAUUCGGGGUGUUGUUUAGCGGCUGCUUCGCCUGCCUCCUAAUACAGUGUGUGAGGCUGAACAUCCUCGCCAGGCGGAACAGUGGCCCCCGGGCUUGGGCCUUGGGUCUGGGGGCAGUGGCGCUGUGGCUGGUGGAGGUGGUCAUCAACACAGAGUGGCUCAUCAUCACCAUAGUGCGCCACCCACAGGGGCCACUCAACGCCACAGCUGAAACUAGCACAGCCACGGCUACUUCUUGCAACAUCGCCAACGAGGACUUCGUCAUGGCGCUGAUCUACGUGAUGACCCUGAUCCUGGCUGUGGUGGUGGCAAGCCUGGCCAUCAUGGCGGGUAAACACAAUAAGUGGAAGAAAGACGGUGCCUUUAUCCUUCUAACCAGCUUGGUCUCUGUGGGGAUUUGGGUGGCGUGGAUCGCCAUGUACGUCUACGGGAAUGAGAGGAGAGGGGGGCCCACAUGGGAUGACCCCACCUUGGCCAUCGCCUUGGUAGCCAAUGGAUGGGCGUUCCUCAUCCUCUACUCCAUUCCUGACAUGUGCAGUUUGAGCGGUGACGAUGACAGUCAGCAAAGCUUCGGGGACGAUCUGUACCCCAACAGAGGAGUCGGCUACGAGACCAUUCUGAAGGAGCAGAGCUCCCAGAACAUGUUCAUGGAAAAUAAGGCUUUCUCUAUGGAUGAGCCCAACCAAGGGUCCAAGCCUGUGUCUCCGUACAGCGGCUACACAGGGCAGGUGAGGGGUUCAGUGUACCAGCCCACUGAGCUGGCCAUUAUCAGCAAAGGAGGGGGGAUUGUAAGUACAAAAAAAUUGGUGGUUUUCUUUCAGAGAAACUAAUUUGAAUGCUGCAUUUGAGGCUGUAAAGUAGCUGGUUUACUUCCACUGUAUGUCCUGUGGUAGGCAAAUUUAAACUGAAAUGAACACCACAAGUAACACUUUCCCAAAACCCCGGAAAUGAGU
Messenger RNA from Notothenia coriiceps (black rockcod), 1448 nucleotides. It is a transcript of the gene gprc5c, whose product is annotated as G protein-coupled receptor, class C, group 5, member C. Gene Ontology annotation, biological process: G protein-coupled receptor signaling pathway. The transcript is spliced from 3 exons. NCBI's taxonomy places the organism in Eukaryota, Metazoa, Chordata, Actinopteri, Perciformes, Nototheniidae. Bases 195 to 1325 code for a protein of 376 amino acids. The record is from RefSeq and is a predicted model, not a curated record. Gene Ontology annotation, cellular component: signaling receptor complex; plasma membrane; intracellular membrane-bounded organelle. Gene Ontology annotation, molecular function: G protein-coupled receptor activity; protein kinase activator activity.